AUGCAACCAUUCAGAGUCCCUAAACCUGAGCCCCAGGAGGUCGAUGUCAUCGUCGCGGGAGGUGGACCCGCGGGUUGCGUGGUCGCCGGCCGUUUGGCCAAAGCGGACCCCAACUUACAGGUCAUGUUAUUGAGUAUGGCCCCAACAACAUCGACGUAUGACCCCAUGGUUUCAACUCCGCCGUCUACCCUCGCAAUAUGCACUAUUGUCCCUUGUGCAAAGGUGCUUGGCGGCGGAAGCUCAAUUAACUUCCAAAUGUACACCCGCGCCUCUGCUCAGACUGGAGCCGAUAUAGAUGACUUCAAGACCGAAGGCUGGAAUUAUCAAGAUCUGUUGCCCCUGAUGAAGCGCCUUGAGAACUAUCAGAAGCCAUGCAACAAUGAUACCCAUGGGUUUGACGGACCUGUUGCAAUUUCCAAUGGUGGAUGGGUUGCGCCUAUUGCCCAAGAUUUCUUGCGCGCUUCGACGGCUGUCGGGAUUCCUUUGACUGACGACCUUCAAGACUGCCAACAAUCACACGCGGCUGAGAUUUGGGCAAAAUGGAUUAAUAAGGAUACCGGGCGUAGAAGCGAUGCUGCAUCCGCAUAUGUUCAUCCCAUAAUGGCAGAACAAAGUAACCUCCACUUGCGCUGCAACUCCAAAGUUGCCCGUGUUAUCUUUGAGGGCAACAAGGCGGUCGGUGUUGCCUAUGUAAACUCUAGGCAAGUUAGCGCUCCAUACCCUGCGACUGUUCCUGACCGACAUCUAUUCCAGGGAUCAUGGUCAAACCAAGACGGUGGAGACUAUCGUAAAAGCUCGCAAGAUGGUGGUUUUGACCUCCGGAACAUUUUGGAACGCUCUGGCAUCGGCGGAAAGGACAUACUUGAUAAAGCUGGCGUCAAGACCCUCGUUGAUCUACCGGGUGUCGGAAAACAAUACCAGGACCAUUACACUACCUUCUCCGUCUUCCGCGCUCGCGCUAGUGAGCCUACUGCUGACGACUGGCUCCGCGGUGACCCCAAAGUACAAGAAGAAUGGAUGCGACUACACGCCGCCACUGGCAAGGGACCCGCGGCAUCUAAUGGUAUUGAUGCUGGAUUCAAAAUCAGGCCCACCGAGGAAGAGUUGAAGGAAAUGGGGCCCGCAUUCCAAAAAGCAUGGGAUUCAUAUUUCAAGGAUAAACCCGAUAAACCAGUCAUGUUCGCCAGUAUUGUCAACGGGUUCUUCGGCGAUCAUACUCUCGUUCCCCCUGGAAAGUAUUUCUCAAUGUUCCAAUAUCUCGAGUAUCCAUUCUCGCGAGGCUCUAUCCAUAUCUCAAGCAGCGAUCCUUAUGCGGACCCCAUCUUUGAUAGUGGUUUCCUUAACCAUGAGGCUGAUGUUGCGCCAAUUAGAUGGUCUUAUAAGAAGGUUCGCGAGGUAGCACGCCGGAUGGACGCGUACCGAGGGGAGCUUACCUCUCUUCACCCCCACUUCCACCCUGACUCACCCGCGGCAUGUGAAGAUGUUGAUCUCCAAACCGCAAAGGAGUACAUGCCUGCUGGCCAACUUACUGUCGGUAUUCACAUGGGCACCUGGUCUAAACCUCGUAAGCCUCUGGCUCCUGGAGAGAGGCGUAUAGUCGAUGAAAUCAAAUAUAGCAAGGAAGAUGACGAAGCUAUCGACAACUGGGUGCGCGACCACGUUGAGACCACAUGGCACAGCCUUGGAACUUGUGCGAUGAAACCACGCGACCAAGAGGGUGUCCUUGAUCCUCGCCUGAAUGUUUAUGGUACAACUAACCUGAAAGUUGGCGACCUCUCUCUCUGCCCCGACAACCUUGGAACCAAUACUUACAGCUCUGCCCUCCUAUGUGGAGAGAAGUGCGCCGAGCUCAUUGCUGAGGAGCUGGGUCUCACAAUCACGAACCCUCAUAUUCCCAUCAUGCGCCGUGCCUCUACCAAGCAACAGCAAGCGCAGAGCACCCAAGCGUCCGGCCAGCAAAUUUGA
Rhizoctonia solani is the source of this 1965-nucleotide messenger RNA. RefSeq names its product GMC oxidoreductase. Gene Ontology annotation, molecular function: flavin adenine dinucleotide binding; oxidoreductase activity, acting on CH-OH group of donors. The coding region runs from base 1 to 1965 and encodes 654 amino acids. The transcript has 25 exons. NCBI's taxonomy places the organism in Eukaryota, Fungi, Basidiomycota, Agaricomycetes, Cantharellales, Ceratobasidiaceae. The record is from RefSeq and is a predicted model, not a curated record.